This is a messenger RNA of Sapajus apella (tufted capuchin), 1351 nucleotides long. It is a transcript of the gene ANKRD66, whose product is annotated as ankyrin repeat domain 66. Gene Ontology annotation, molecular function: protein binding. The record is from RefSeq and is a predicted model, not a curated record. NCBI's taxonomy places the organism in Eukaryota, Metazoa, Chordata, Mammalia, Primates, Cebidae. The transcript is spliced from 4 exons. The coding region runs from base 93 to 764 and encodes 223 amino acids.
AGCAGACAGGGAGUCCCGCCUCACCAGACAACUAGGGAAGCUGAAAUUGACUGGCUGGCUUUCAUGAGGAAGGAGGAGUCAGUUUCCAUGGCAUGGACACAACACUCUGGAUGGUGAAGACUGCCUGCCAGCACAGAGCUCCUCGAAUUUCACACCAUACAUUGUUUUCUGUCAUGGAAUUGACCAAAAUGUCAGACAUGACAAAGCUUCACCAAGCUGUGGCUGCUGGAGACCACAGCUUAGUGAAGAGGAUUUUGAAGAAAGGUCUCUGUGACCCAAACUACAAAGAUGUAGACUGGAAUGACCGGACCCCACUUCACUGGGCUGCAAGCAAAGGGCAAAUGGAGAUGAUACGGCUCCUGAUAGAAUAUGGAGCCAGGCCCUGCCUGGUUACCAGUGUGGGCUGGACUCCAGCUCAUUUUGCAGCGGAAUCAGGCCAUCUGAAUGUACUCAAAGCUCUCCAUGCAUUGCAUGCUGCCAUCGACGCCCCCGACUUCUUUGGAGACACACCAAAGAGGAUUGCACAGAUCUAUGGGCAGAAAGCCUGUGUGGCAUUUCUGGAAAAGGCAGAGCCCGAGUGCCAGGACCACCGCCGUGCUGCCCACCAGAAGGGGCUGCCUCUGGAUGAGCGUGAUGAAGACUGGGAUGCCAAGAAAAGGGAGCUGGAGCGGUCUCUUCCUUCCCUAAAUCAAAACAUGAAUAAAAAGAAUAAGAAAAGUCGAGGCCCUACCAGGCCCAGCAAUACCAAAGAGAAGACAGUAUGAGAACUCAAACUUAUAUUUUCUGUCAGGGGACUUUCCCUGGUGCCAGAAUUGAGGCUGUUAGGCUUGGUGGUCUUUCCAUGACUUCACUCGUGGACCCUUACCCACCUGGUUUCUGCAAAAGCCCAUGGACCUGUCAUUAGGUGCUGUCUACAUGGACUGUUGUCUCCUGGCUAGCACCAACAGUGUACAACAAUUUCCAGGAGAGGACACAACCUGCUUGCUUUUGUCAUUAGCGGUUUGCACAGUCAGCAUCUUCUGUCCCCUCCCCCCCAACAAUGAUAGAAUUUCAGGCACACGGAAAUUCUGCCAUGAAUUAACUUCAUCUCUGAUAUCUAACAAGAUAAUAUAAAAUAAUGAACAUGUAAUUAUGGGUCUACUUUUUCAACUGUAAACUUUGGGAAAUUAAAUUCAGAUCAGAUAAUUCCAAUAAAAAAUUGCAUCCAAAUUGAGAUGCAAAAUGCACAUUAGAUUUCAAACACUUAGUACAAAAAUAUAAAAUGUCUCACUAAAAAUAUUUAAUAUUAAUUGUAUGUUGAAAUGAUAAUAUCGUGGAUAUUGGGUCGAAUGAAAUAUAUUACCAAAAUGAA